Messenger RNA from Daphnia magna, 534 nucleotides. RefSeq names its product PH domain-containing protein DDB_G0287875-like. Lineage: Eukaryota; Metazoa; Arthropoda; Branchiopoda; Diplostraca; Daphniidae. Bases 14 to 499 code for a protein of 161 amino acids. The transcript is spliced from 2 exons. The record is from RefSeq and is a predicted model, not a curated record.
CACCGAAGAAUCGAUGAUAGAAGAGGAAGAGGAAAAGAUGAAACAAAGAACGGAAAAAGAGAUUGAGUAUUUACAAAGUGAAAGAAAUGAACAGAGGAAAACAAUAAAUAUAAAAAUUGGCAAAGAAAUGAUGGAAGAAGAAGAGGAAAAUGUAGAAAGAGAGCUAAGGGAGAAGAAGAGAAAGAUUGAUAUGGAAGGAAGAGAAAUAGAAAUAAAACUAAGGGAACUAACGAAGAAGAAGAAUGCGGAAAUGGAGAAAAAAAAAGCGGCAGAAUUGCUCCGGUAUCGAAAGUAUCCGGAAAACAAAGCAUCAGAUUUGCUGAGGGAGCUGGAAAAACGGGCCGAAGAAGCACGCUACACCGCCAUUCAGGCACGGAAAAAUUCAACCACAAUGGACAAACUGGUGACCGAAGCAAGACAACAUCUUCAUAUGCUGAGGUGCCGGAGAGUUGCGGAAGAGCAAAAAGAGAAGAAUAGCAAUAGUGCUGGCAAGAAAUAGAUAUUGUCUUACGUGUAUUCGCAUUUCGUCAUUCA